This is a messenger RNA of Belonocnema kinseyi, 1823 nucleotides long. It is a transcript of the gene Ent1, whose product is annotated as equilibrative nucleoside transporter 1. Gene Ontology annotation, molecular function: nucleoside transmembrane transporter activity. Gene Ontology annotation, cellular component: plasma membrane. NCBI's taxonomy places the organism in Eukaryota, Metazoa, Arthropoda, Insecta, Hymenoptera, Cynipidae. Gene Ontology annotation, biological process: nucleoside transmembrane transport. The transcript is spliced from 11 exons. The record is from RefSeq and is a predicted model, not a curated record. Bases 133 to 1554 code for a protein of 473 amino acids.
AUCGACAUCAGCAGUCGUUAAAUCGCUUUUUCAUUUAAAUCUGUGAACGUGAAGUUAUAAAUUCUUGUAAUUAGAAGAAUUCCAGAGAUUAUAGACAAUUUUGUUAAGGGAAGCCAUAUGCAAAAUUGAAACAUGUCUUACUCAAUAAACAGGCAACCCCUAUUAAGAGGGAUUAGUGAUAGUGAAUUUGAGGACGACAUCGAGACUGAAAUUGAAGAACCAAGUAUUUCUAAACAAGAUGAAGAACCAUUUAUUAAGCCACAUGAGCCUACUGACAGGUUUCAGUUCGCAUAUCUAGUAUUUUAUCUGCUCGGAGUGACGACUUUGAUUCCGUGGUGCUUUUUCAUGACAGCCGACGAGUACUGGAUGUACAAAUUUCGAGAAAUUCGGAAUGACAGUGGCAAUCACAAUUAUACCCUUGCGGACCAACUAGGGAAUAAAACUGAUUUGCAAGCAAGUUUUAUGUCUUAUCUGUCAGUAUGCGGUGCUAUUCCAAAUACUCUUUUUUUAAUAAUAAAUGCGUUCAUAAGCGACAAAAUAUCUUUAGAGUUAAGAAUGAUAGGAUCACAAGGAGUGGUUUUAAUAAUCUUCCUUGUGACGACUGCUUUUGUCAAAGCCGACACCGACCAUUGGCAGAGCCUAUUUUUAAUCAUAACACUCUCUAGUGUGGCCUUGAUGAACAUGAUAAGUGCCAUAUUUGGAGGAGGUCUUUUGGGAAUUUCUGGCCGUUUUCCACCCAGAUAUAUAACAGCAAUGUCCGGGGGUCAAGCCCUGGGAGGAAUUUUAGCUGCAUUAGCUGAUAUUUUCUGUUUAUGGUUGGGUGCUAGUCCUGUAGUUUCAGCUCUGCUAUAUUUUGUUAUCGGAGAUGCCAUACUCUUCUUCUCAUUAGUUUCCUAUAUCUUCUUGCAAAAAACAGAUUUUUUCAAGUAUUAUACGCAUGUGAAAACACGACAUUCUAGCAGAGAGCAGAACUAUACAGUAAAUGGAGAUGUGACUUUUUCUCAUGAACAUAAAUUUUCGUAUCUUCGGAUUGCGAAGAGAAUUUGGAAAUAUGGAUUGAGUUUAUUUUUAGUAUUUUUUGUCACGAUGAGCGUUUGUCCAGCAGUGACGGUUUUAGUGGAAAGUAAAAAUCGAGGACAUGGUCAUGCCUGGAAUGAUAUUUAUUUCGUACCAGUUGUCACAUAUUUAUUAUUCAGUUGCGGUGAUUACGCUGGUAGAUUGAUAUCAGGAAUUUUUUUAUGGCCCAAAGGAAAACCUUGGCUCGUAAUGUAUAUGUGCAUACUAAGGGUCGCUUUCGUCCCAGCAUUUUUGUACUGUAACGCACAGCCACGGCACAAUUUGCCUGUUUACAUCGACAGUGAUUUAUUUUAUAUUUUCAUGACGAUAAUUUUCGCUCUCACAAAUGGAUACUUAUGCAAUAUGAUUUUCAUCUUGGUGCCUACAGUUGUUGAUCCUCAAGAAAGAGAGGUUGCUUCCGCGAUGAUGGGAGGUUUCCUAGGAUUGGGAAUUUCUUUUGGAUCGGCAGUAAGCCUCGGUCUGGUGAAAGUACUUUAAAAAUCGAAAAAAAUCAUUUAACACAAAGAGACAAUGUUUUUUUUUUUUAAAUUUAGAAUUUUUAUUUACUGACUCAUCUAACAUUUGGUGUCGAUUCGUCACCAUUUAGUUUAGGUAUGUUUUUUUUAAACAAUUUUUUCAUACUGUAAUUAUAAUUCUGCAUAUAUUAUUUGAUAGUAUGAUAGAAAAAAAAGUAUUUAAAUCAAGAAUUAGCAAUUAAUAUUUGUAUUAAUUGUUAACGAUCUGAAUUUUAGAAUUUUAAAUAUGUU